CCGGUUCCGCCGGGGCCGGCGCCGUUUCCGGCUGGCGCGGGCCGGGGCGGCGGGGAUGGCGCGGAGCACGCUCUCGUCCCGCUUCCGCCGCCUCGACAUCGACCAGUACGACGAGAACCGCUUCGUGGAGGAGCCCGAGGAGGCGGCGGCGGCCGAGCCCGAUGCCAGCCCCGAGGUGGAAGCGCUGCUCAGGCAAGGCGAGGCGCUGCGGGCCUUCCACACCGCCAUCCGCAGCUCCCCGGGCAACAGCAGGAACCAGGCGAUGAAGGAGCAGGCCCAGGGAACGAUGCUUAAAGUCCUCACGUCUUUUAAAAGCAGUGAAAUAGAACAAGCGGUGAAUUCCUUAGACAGAAACGGUGUUGAUUUGUUAAUGAAGUACAUUUAUAAAGGAUUUGAAAAGCCAACAGAAAACAGCAGUGCAAUAUUACUUCAGUGGCAUGAAAAGGCACUGGCAGUAGGAGGCCUGGGCUCCAUAAUAAGAGUUCUCACAGCAAGAAAGACUGUGUAAAGACUUUACUUGGACAGAGGUGACGGUCAGGUUUGGACUCAGAAGAAGGAAUGAGCUGAAAUUACACUGGUCCAUCUUUAUUAGAGAUUGCAAUCUACUGAAAUCCUACAGUAACCUCCUCUUGGAAUGCUUUUAACCUUAAAGGUGGGGGAAGAGUAAAGGUAUUCCUGCAUAUUCCGACUAUCACAUAUAGGAGCCAAGACAUUCUCCUGCUCCCUUCUUUAACAGGCAGAGAGAAGGCACACUCCUGCCUCCUAUCCUGUAAGUGGGCAGGUAUUUCAGAUGCUGCUUUAGCCAGGUGUGGUGAUACAAGCUCCUGUGUGUCCUGCUUAGUCCCAAGGUAGCUGUGUCCAGGCUGAGGUCCUGCAGCUGAGGGUGGGAGAAGGGCUCUGGGAACGGCGGCUGGGAACGUGGGGGUGAAGGACUCUUGGACUCUGGGCUUGGGUUCAUGUAAAGUGAAGUGCCUGCUGCAUCAAUAAAGUUCUUAGAUCACGUGA
This is a messenger RNA of Serinus canaria (Common canary), 1005 nucleotides long. RefSeq names its product actin related protein 2/3 complex subunit 5 like (gene ARPC5L). The transcript is spliced from 4 exons. Gene Ontology annotation, cellular component: cytoplasm; Arp2/3 protein complex; actin cytoskeleton. Gene Ontology annotation, molecular function: actin filament binding. The record is from RefSeq and is a predicted model, not a curated record. Gene Ontology annotation, biological process: regulation of actin filament polymerization; cell migration; Arp2/3 complex-mediated actin nucleation. NCBI's taxonomy places the organism in Eukaryota, Metazoa, Chordata, Aves, Passeriformes, Fringillidae. Bases 56 to 508 code for a protein of 150 amino acids.